Messenger RNA from Alternaria atra, 1668 nucleotides. RefSeq lists its product as uncharacterized. Gene Ontology annotation, cellular component: spliceosomal complex. The transcript has 2 exons. The coding region runs from base 1 to 1668 and encodes 555 amino acids. NCBI's taxonomy places the organism in Eukaryota, Fungi, Ascomycota, Dothideomycetes, Pleosporales, Pleosporaceae. The record is from RefSeq and is a predicted model, not a curated record. Gene Ontology annotation, biological process: mRNA splicing, via spliceosome.
AUGUCUGUCGCAACAUUAUCCAAGUCGCUGCCGAAGCCGCAGUACUCGGGCGAGGAGGAGGAGCUCACCAACAGCACGCGCGUGCUAACCGCAGAGCAAUACGAAGCGCAAGUCGUCUCGAAGAAGGGCCCACCCCCCUACGGCCAGAGGCAGCACUGGAGGCCCCGCGCGCCCGAAGACUUUGGCGAUGGAGGCGCGUUCCCGGAAGUACUCGUCGCGCAGUACCCGCUGGAUAUGGGAAAGAAGGGCACACCAUCCACAUCCAACGCCCUUGUAAGGAGAGUCGACGGAGAGGGCAAGACAAAGUAUGACGAGAUCGCGCGACGCGGCCACGGUGAUUCGAGGAUUGUACAAGCAAGCUUCAAGGACCUGAUCCCAUUGCGCCAACAGGCAGACGCCGGCGAGCUGGACUUGUCGCGUCCCUCCGCCGAGGUUGUUCAGGCGACCAAGGAGAAGACUGAGCAGGCAUUGAUGGCACUGGUUCAAGGGCAAAACGCCGCACAAAAGCCAAAGAACGUACAAGGACGAAAGAACGACGAGCCCACCUUCGUUCGCUACACGCCCACUGCACAACACGGUCAAGCGCAGGGUCAGACGCGCAUUAUCAAGAUCCAGCAAAGACAGAUUGAUCCUAUGGAACCACCCAAGUUCAAGCACAAGCGCAUUCCUCGCGGACCGCCAUCGCCUCCUCCACCUGUCCUCCAUUCGCCGCCUCGAAAGCUGACUGCCGAAGACCAAGAACUAUGGAAGAUUCCGCCUCCGAUCAGCAACUGGAAGAAUCCCAAGGGUUAUACUGUACCAUUAGACAAACGUCUGGCAGCCGAUGGUCGCGGUCUUCAAGAUAUUACAAUAAACGACAAGUUCGCUCAAUUUGGUGAAGCGUUGCAGGCUGCAGACAGGCAUGCACGAGAGGAGGUCAAGCAGCGUGCGAUUAUGCAGCAAAAACUGGCAGAGAAGGCGAAGCUGAAGGAGGAAGAGCGUCUGAGAGACCUUGCGAAACAGGCACGACAAGAGCGCGCCAACGCCUCCCGACGACGAUCACAGAGCGACUCGGACACUGAUUCAGAGGAGGAGGCAGUGCGGAAGCGAAUGGAUGCUCGCAAAGAGCGGCGCGAGGACUUCCAGCGCGAACUUCGUCAAUCGAAGAUGGGUACUGAGCGCAAGAUUCAGAUGCUCGCUCGAGAGCAAAACCGUGAUAUUUCUGAGAAGGUUGCACUUGGUCUGGCAAAACCGACACAGAGCGGAGAGUCAAUGUACGAUUCGCGACUUUUCAACCAGUCCAGCGGAUUCAACGCUGGUUUCAACGAGGACAACCACUACGAUAAGCCCCUCUUUGCAGCUCAGGAGGCUUUAAGCAGCAUUUACCGCCCGAGCGCACAACAGGACGACGGAGAGGAUGAAGGAGAGACAUACGACAGAAUCACAAAGUCGAGCAAGUUCGAAGUCCUCGGGAAGGCCAAGGAGGGCUUCAAGGGUGCUGAUCUGCAAGAAGCUCGCGACGGACCUGUACAAUUUGAGAAAGAUACCGACGACCCCUUCGACAUCAAUCAGAUGAUUAACGAGGUUCGUGGUGAAAAAGGCGAGAAGACGGGCGAGAAACGUUACGGCAUGCAAGAGCCCGAGGGCAGGUCUGCCAAGCGUGCCAGGGUAGAUGAUGACAGUGAUUGA